UGGAGCAUUUGGAGAUCUCUCUUUGCAUAAAGUGGUAUUGCUGCUACUUUUGGUCCUUUCUUUUCUUUUUCCUGUUUCUGGCAUUUCAAAUUGCCAUCAAUGUCAUGGUUAACAUAUUAUCUCUGUCUUUGUCCUGGACUAUUUCUGCUGCAGAGGGAUGUGACUUGCAAGGAGUACCAGAAAGUGGACUUGAUAAUUAAACUCCAGGACACAGUCGUGCUUAAAUGUGCAUACCCAGAGAUGGGCAAAAUGAUCCAGUUGUCCUGGGAGAAGAAAGAUGAUGGUGUGAAGCACAAAGUUGCUGUGUAUAAUCCCAAACGGGGAGAGCACAUUUUCUUUCCAUACAAUCGGAGCGUUAUAUUUCUCUCAUCACAUAUCAGUGGAGAUAUAAAGUUGACAGCAACAGCUGCAGAUGAAGGCCUUUAUCAAUGUUCCAUUAACACUUUUCCUGAAGGGAUGUUGGUGAAACUCAUUGCAGUAAUAGACCCAGCAAAAUUUCCCAGAAGUCGGACAUCAGACACUCGUGUGCACUUUGUGCCAGGGGACAAUGUGACCUUAUCUUGUGCGUAUCCAAAUGUGGACAGUAUUACACAGUUGACAUGGCAACGGACGGCUGGAGAAGAAAUAAGUACCAUAGUUGAUGUCACAACUUCGCAAUCGUUUAUUGGCUAUGACUACAAGCAAAGAAUCCAAUUUAUCCACUCGCCCAAUCAAAACAUCAGUCUGACCAUAGAGAAUGUGACAACAAAUGAUGUGGGAAUGUAUAGCUGUCAUAUUGUCACAAAUAAUGGAAACUGGACCAAAACCUUUGAUGUUGAUGUGGAAGGUGAACAGUCAGAUCUCCCACCACCAAGAAAUCAUGCCACCCUUACUGAAGCACAGAACCACCCAGCCAAAGCAGUUCCAGACAUAAAAAUGCUUCUAAUUUUUGGCGCAAUUGCUUUGGGAAGCCUUGUAUUGGUCAUCAGUGUUGUUACCAUAAUAUGUGUGUGGAGGAGCAAGAAACAGAAAGCGAACAAAAAACAGUUCCAAAAAGGCACCACUGAAAGAAAUAACCAAAGGAGAGCCAAUCCAAACAGCUAUGCAAAUCUUGAUGUCUACGACCGACCAAAUUCCAGGGAAAUGGUUUGUCCGGAAGAAGCUAUUUAUGCCAAUCUGUAGGAUCUACUGCUGACCGUGUAUCCGUCCUCAACUUCACUGAUCGAUUUUUAUCACUCAUUUCAGCUUUCGUGUUCUUCACAAACGAGGUGACUGUUGAACUCAUUCCAUCACAAAAUUAAACCGUGAACUUUAUUACAAUUUUACAAUGGGAUAAAGUAAGAAAUAAUAUGCUUUCUUCUCUCAAAUUCUAAAAGUGCUCCAUUCGUUUUACUCUUAAGUAACGACCAUUUUUUCAACCAUUUAACUGGUAAAUGUAAUAAUUUCAAGACAUCAUGUGUAUAGUUAUAAACUUGGCGACUGAGAACUGUUCAGAAUAUCUAGCUUAGCAACAUACAUAAUAGAAAAAAAACGGAAAUUAAGCAGGUCCUGCAAUCCUUAAAUAUUUUCAGGUAUAAUAUUAAAAUUUCUCUGCAGCCACUGGAUAAAUUUUAUUUUCAUAUUUAAUAUUUCAAUAUUUGGAUUGUGACCACAUAUAUCUAAGAGGCUAGAGAAACUAAGGGUUGUCACGUUACUAUAGAACUGGGCUUUUAGUGCCAAAAGAAGUGAUUUUUACUAGAUUGUGGGAUGUUAUUGUACACCACCAUAUUGUUAACUGCAAAUUAACUCGUUUCCUCAAGGAAUAUUCACUUUGACCUGGUGACUCAUGUACCAUUGUGUAUGUUUGGUCUACCUUAUUGUUCAAUUGUGCUCAUUCUCAAUUGAUUGAGAGGUUUUCACGCAUCAGACAUCUGUGAGAUCAGAUUUAAAAAGUACCUUAUCAUUCUGGUAGCUCUGAAGUACAGUACACAAAUCAGAGCCCUUAACAAGUAGACACUAGGCAAGAGAGGGGAGCAGGUGGCAAAAACAAAACAAAUAACAGCUGCAAGGUUUUUAGGCAAGUUUUGAAAAUAGGGAAGGAGGUGAGGAAGAUUGAGAUAAGGAAGAUGCAGGGAAAAGAUCUGAGGCUUCAUGAAGCAGCUGUCAAAGCUGCUAAAAUGUUGGAAGGACAUAAAGUGGGCAGAGGUUGAGGCAAGAAUGAGCAGGAAAUGUAUAACCAGGAAACUUUAUGGAGAAACAAGGCCACUGGGAAUUUGGAGUUAAUCUAAAUGGGAGCCAUACCCAAAUUAAUGUAAAUGUUUGUAGAUAUCAAAAGUGGCUGUUUGCUGAUACUUAGUUCAUGAAUGAUCAAACAGGAAAGUAUCAAGGUACCUGGAUUGGCAAAAUGAUCUCCUAUUAUUGCCUGUGCAAGAUACUUGACUGUUAUAAGAUUUCUGUUUCACAAGUUGUGAAAUUCCUCAAUUAGCCCUGCUUGUGUGUCCCAACAGGAAGUAUUCGAGAAAUAUUUUAGUGAAAGUUUUUUUUUUCUCUGUUACAUCAAUGAACUUGGCAAAAGGCAAGCUGGAGGUAAAAAUUCACAAGGACUGGCAUUUGAAGUCAAGGAUCUCCAAGUCAAUAUUGGGAGUUAUCGAAGAAUAUUUCCUGUGUGGGUCAGAUAGAAUUUACAUUACAGAAAAAAGUCAUUUUCUGUAACAUGUCCACGGAGGUAUUUGUCAUUUCCUUAGCGUAUAGGCUACGUUUAUGAACAUCAUAUGCCUAUUUAAAACAAAGUAUCAUUGAGAUUUUGUAUUGCAAGCAUAGCUAUAAGUAGUUUAAGGACCACACUUUUUUUGUCUUUCGAGGGCUGAAUACACAUUCUAUAGAGCCAGCAGUUGGCUGAAAAUAUCUGUUCUAGCAGCUUCAUUUGGUUAUAAAUCUAACAUGCAUUAAUUCAACACAAUGCAAGUGAAAUUUGAUUACCAGAGGUUAAUCAUUGAUGAAACAGAACAUCUCUUGGCAAGUAUUAAUGUAACUCUCUUGUUCUUCUUCUUCAGUCAAAGAUACUAACUCAGGAUUGUGACUAAUUUCACUGUUAUGGCUUCCCAGAAACUAUAACAUAGAUAACUCCAACUUUAUAAACAUCCUCAAAUUGGGCAAAGCAUCAGAGAUUCUUGUACUUUUACCUUGUUUUAUGAUAAUUGUAAAUUAUCUAUACGCUGGUGAUCAGCCUGCCUUGAUGUAGCUCACUCUGUAAAAUGCAACGUUAUACUGUUGUGUGUAAAAUAAACAAAGACACAAAUGUAAACCCA
Rhincodon typus (whale shark) is the source of this 3266-nucleotide messenger RNA. Its product is annotated as CD226 antigen. NCBI's taxonomy places the organism in Eukaryota, Metazoa, Chordata, Chondrichthyes, Orectolobiformes, Rhincodontidae. The transcript has 7 exons. Bases 100 to 1161 code for a protein of 353 amino acids. The record is from RefSeq and is a predicted model, not a curated record. Gene Ontology annotation, biological process: positive regulation of mast cell activation; positive regulation of T cell receptor signaling pathway; positive regulation of natural killer cell mediated cytotoxicity directed against tumor cell target. Gene Ontology annotation, cellular component: external side of plasma membrane.